CACCAACCCCGCACCGGAAUGAGGGCCUACGCGUCAUAGAGUGCAUCCCCCACCACCUAGGCACCUAGCAACUGGUACUCGGUCUUCCUACGCCGCUCACCUACGAAGCUUUACCUCUCGACCCCUUCCCCCCAGCGAGACGACCAAUUCAUUCGCCCUCGCCGGCUCGCCGGUCGCCUUCUCCCUCCCCUCGUCUCAUUCGCCUCAACCGUAAGAAAAAACCCCGCAUCGCGGGAGCCGAUCGCGCCACGGGCCGGGGGUCUAGGGCUAGGGAUAGGGCUGAAGGGGGGGGUGGUGGGGGUGGGUUCUCUGGGAAUGGACGCCUCCGAUUCAGGCGGGGCCAGCGCAGCGCCGGACGCCGGCGAGCCAGAUUGGGACUGGAACCACAUCCUCGAAUUCGCCGUCCGGGGAGACGACUCCCUAAUCCUCCCGUGGGAUGACACCCUCGGCACCGCCGAGGCUGGUCCCGCCGAAGGGGCGUUUCUCCCUGCCCCGUCUCCGGCUCUGCCAGUGGAGGCGGAGCCGGUGGCGCCGCCGCCACCUGUUGAGGCUGGAGGAAGCAGGUCCGGCGUGAGGAAGCGGGACCCGCGGCUGGUGUGCCCGAACUACCUCGCCGGGAUUGUGCCGUGCGCGUGCCCCGAGUUGGACGAGAUGGCGGCUGCUGCGGAGGCCGAGGAAGUUGCCUCGGAGAUGCUGGCUGGCCCGAGGAAGAAGUCGAGGCCUGCCAGCCGGGGCAACGGAGUGGCAGCCGGAGGUGGUGGUGGUGGUAGUGGAGUAGCUGGCCGUGGGGGAGCAGUAGAAAUGAAGUGCCAAGUCCCAGGUUGCGAGGCAGAUAUUCGGGAGCUGAAAGGGUACCACAAGCGGCACCGGGUGUGUUUGCGUUGCGCGCACGCUACGGCUGUCAUGCUCGAUGGCGUCCAGCAGCGCUACUGCCAGCAGUGCGGCAAGUUCCAUGUUUUACUUGAUUUUGAUGAAGACAAAAGGAGUUGUAGAAGAAAGCUGGAGCGGCACAACAAAAGAAGACGAAGAAAACCUGAUUCAAAAGGAGCAUUUGAGAAAGAGGUAGAUGAACAAUUGGAUUUGUCAGCAGAUGGUAGCGGUGGCUGUGAACUAAGAGAAGAGAAUACAGAUGGAACUACCUGCGAGAUGGUUGAGACUGUCCUUAGUAAUAAGGUUUUGGACAGAGAAACACCUGUGGGGUCUGAAGAUGUGCUAAGUGCUCCAACCUGUACACAGCCCAGCUUGCAAAAUGAACAAAGUAAAAGCGUAGUGACUUUUGCAGCUUCUGUUGAAGGCUGCCUUGGUACAGAACAGGAAAAUGCCAAUAUUACCAAUUCUUCGAUGCAUGACACCAAGAGUGUUUAUUCAUCCUCGUGUCCCACAGGACGCAUUUCAUUCAAGUUGUAUGACUGGAAUCCCGCAGAAUUUCCUCGACGUCUACGUAACCAAAUAUUUGAGUGGCUGUCUAGUAUGCCGGUAGAAUUGGAGGGCUACAUUCGUCCUGGAUGUACAAUUUUAACUGUGUUUAUUGCAAUGCCACAACAUAUGUGGGACCAGUUAUCAGAGGAUGCAGCAAAUCUUGUCAGAGACUUGGUAAAUGCUCCGAGUAGUCUUCUGUUGGGUAAAGGGGCUUUCUUCGUGCAUGUCAAUAACAUGAUAUUUCAAGUAUUGAAAGAUGGGGCCACAUUGAUGAGUACCAGAUUGGAGGUACAAGCCCCCAGGAUCCAUUAUGUUCAUCCAACAUGGUUUGAAGCAGGAAAGCCUGUUGAGCUCCUCCUCUGUGGAAGUUCCCUUGACCAUCCCAAAUUCAGAUCACUUUUGUCAUUUGAUGGGGAGUACUUGAAGCAUGAUUGUUGCCGUUUAACGUCUCACGAGACCAUUGCUUGCGUAAAAAAUGCCGCUGCACUUGAUUCUCAACAUGAAAUUUUCCGGAUAAACAUCACUCAAACAAAGGCGGAUACUCAUGGACCUGGGUUUGUGGAAGUGGAAAACAUGAUUGGGCUAUCAAAUUUUGUCCCUGUCCUUUUCGGUAGCAAACAGUUGUGUUCUGAACUAGAGAGGAUACAAGAUGCUCUAUGCGGUUCUAAUGAAAAGUACAAGAGUGUAUUUGGAGAGGUUCCUGGUGCCACUUCUGACCUGUGCGGGCGUCUGGAACUUAAACAAACUGCAAUGUCGGGAUUCCUAAUAGAGAUUGGAUGGCUAAUUAGGAAGUCUUCUCCAGAUGAACUAAAAAAUUUACUGAGUUCAGCAAAUAUCAAGAGAUGGACAUCUGUGUUGAAGUUCUUGAUACAGAACGAUUUUAUCAAUGUUCUGGAAAUAAUUGUCAAGUCUUCAGACAACAUCAUAGGCUCUGAGAUUCUUUCUAACUUGGAAAGAGGGAGGUUAGAACAUCAUGUCACGACAUUUCUUGGAUAUGUACGGCAUGCUCGAAACAUUGUUGAAGACAGAGCUAAAUAUGACAAGCAAACACAGCUUGAAACAAGGUGGUGUGGUGAUAGUGCUUCAAACCAGCCAAACUUGGGCACUUCUGUCCCAUUCGCUAAAGAAAAUACUGGUGAUGGCAGUGAAUAUGAUUUGCACCCAACCAAUGUUGAGUGUAAAGAGGAAGAAAGGAUGCUACUUGUGAGUCCUAAAGCUGUCUCACACAGGCAAUGCUGCAGCCCGGAGAUGAAUGCUAGAUGGCUUAAUCCCACCUUGGGUGCACCUUUUCCAGGUGGUGCCAUGAGAACGCGACUUGUCAAGACUGUGGUAGUGGCUGCUGUAUUGUGCUUCGCUGCUUGUGUUGUCGUUUUCCACCCAGAUAGAGUAGGGGUGCUUGCAGCGCCAGUAAAGAGGUUCUUAUUUAGCGACUCCCCAUCUAGUUGAACUUAAGGAUAGAUUAAUUUUGUUUCUAUUGCUUUCCUCUGUACCAUAUCUGCACAAUUUGGUUGAGGGUGUGCACCUAUGAUCGAAUACCUGUUCCACCAAGUGGGCAAUGUAAACUUGUAUCCUUUUGUUAGAAACUAGCGUACAUGUUCAUUCCUGAAUAAAUGGAGCGGCAAAGAUUGGGCUUCAAUUUUUU
Messenger RNA from Brachypodium distachyon (stiff brome), 3061 nucleotides. RefSeq names its product squamosa promoter-binding-like protein 9. The record is from RefSeq and is a predicted model, not a curated record. The coding region runs from base 316 to 2865 and encodes 849 amino acids. Gene Ontology annotation, cellular component: nucleus. The transcript is spliced from 10 exons. Gene Ontology annotation, molecular function: DNA binding. NCBI's taxonomy places the organism in Eukaryota, Viridiplantae, Streptophyta, Magnoliopsida, Poales, Poaceae.